This is a messenger RNA of Rotaria sp. Silwood2, 1158 nucleotides long. Lineage: Eukaryota; Metazoa; Rotifera; Eurotatoria; Philodinida; Philodinidae. The record is from the annotation of a GenBank genome assembly.
AUGAUUUCAUUAACACUUUGGCUUUUUUUAUGGUCAUGUUUUUUUGUUCUUGCUCCAUCAUCAUUGAAUAUUAAUCAUAGUCGAUCACUGGUGAAUUUAACUCUUAAAACUCCCAAUUUAUUUAAUAAUAAUUCAGAAAUAUUCAUGAAACAACGAAAAAUGAAAAUAAAUCGUACUAAAAGUGCAAUUAAUUAUCCUUAUUUCGACAUCAAUUCUUAUCGAAGCUCGUGGAUAUUUGUUGAUAAAAGAACAUUGCGAGUUCGUUUUCGUCUUUAUGAAUCAUUAUUACAUUCUAUUGUAUCAACACAUUUUCUUGUUCGUCAUACACGUACUAAUCAAGUUCGAAUAUAUGAUGAACAAAAUGAAAUAAUUAAUUCAACAUUAACACUCUAUUUGCAUAAUAUAAAACAUGGUCGACAUACAGUAUGCUUAUUACUGUAUACAUCAAAAUUAAUGAAAAAUCCUAAACAUAUUUUUUGUCAAGAUAUUAUUUUUAAUUUCCAUAAAUAUGGUCAUCAGGAUAUUGAUUCAGAUGAAUAUGGAAAUACAUUUUUCUUUCUCCUUACACAAUAUGCUAUAGUAUUGGGAAUAUUAUGUAUUUUACAACUAGUACAUGCAGCUCGUAAACGUCGAUUUUUAAAAACUGUUUAUGAUAAAGCAAAUGCUUUACUAAAUUUUAUGACGGAAAAUCAUCAUCAUUUACAAGAAAAUAAAUCAACAAUAGAUUUAAAUAAUCAAACACAUUCAUUAGAAUAUCUCAUUUAUAAUUUAAAUCGACAUGCUUUGUAUAAUUUAGAUGAAUUGCAGAUGCAACCAACAAAUGAAAAUAAUGUUAAAAUAAUAAAUAAUUCAUCAAUAACUGAUCAACGAAGAAAAGGAAAUCAAAAACAUUUAAAAUUGCCUAAUCGAUUAAAUGAACACGUAAUAAUACCUUUACUCGAACAUCGUCGACGAACAAUAGCAACAACAAUAAAUAAUAAUUUUCAUUUGAAUGACGAGGAUUUUUAUGAAAAUUAUUUGGAUAUACCAUCAAAUGAAGAACAAUCAACCAGUUUCCAAUCAUUAUCUCAUAUUCUUGAAGCUAAUAAACCAUGGAUGACAAGAUUAACUGACAAUGGUAAUAUGGAACAUUCAAUAUUAACAUCUAAACCUUUAUAA